This is a messenger RNA of Pseudo-nitzschia multistriata, 1072 nucleotides long. The record is from the annotation of a GenBank genome assembly. NCBI's taxonomy places the organism in Eukaryota, Bacillariophyta, Bacillariophyceae, Bacillariales, Bacillariaceae.
GAACAAGAAAACUGGAUUGAACCCUUGUAGAACAAGAAAACUGAUGUUUCUUCUUUACGUACAUCGUCUACGUACAUUACGGUAGACGUAUGGUACUUAAAGUAUUUUCAAUCUGAUUCGUCGAGAUGAGAUGUCGUUCCACUUCUCAAUCUUUUCUGGACAGUGAAAUUGUUGCUUGAUGACAAGACGGUUCACACAACGCGAUCUUUCUCUCUUAAGUGUCUCGUCUUGACGAAGAAAAAAACUCGAAAAGAGAAUUCAUACGGUCGCUCCAGAUCCUUCCUCUUUCUCUCCCAUUCCAUUAAUAGAUGUCUCACAACUUUUUGUUGCAUUAACGAUCAAUCACACACACACACCACUUUCAGCAUGACAGACGAAUGGAAAGGAACCUGCAAGUGCGGAACCGUAAAGUUUGAGCUCAACGGUGCUCCGAUGAUGAACGCCCUCUGCCACUGCAACAACUGUACCACUGUCAACGGAAACGUUUGUCCCGUUCAUCUAUACCUCGCCGCAACCAGUGAAAAUUGGAAGAUCGUCGAGGGCGAAGACAACCUCAAGAAGUUUAGCGGGAGUGGAUCGCUCAAAAUUUGGCGGUGCACUUCGUGUGGCAGCCCGGUGAUGCAAGGACCCGAAACGGUACCCUUCCGUGCCUUCUUCCCUCGUACCUUCUUGGGAUACGUUGACGGAAAGUGCAACAAGGUACCUGACAACCUGAAGCCAGCCAUGCACAUCAACUACGAAAACCGAGCAUGGGACGUGAACGACGACCUUCCAAAGUUUGCUGCCUUUCCGCCCGACAACAUGGUCAACAGCGACGGAACUCCCAUCUCCAAAGACUAACCGGAAAGACGAGGUGUGAUUCGCCAAGUUGCAUUGUCUUGAAAACAUGAUACGGAUUGUGUUAGCAGAAUGCUUGACGACUUAUGGAAUGACUAGAAGACCACCAACUCAUUUCGGCCAUGGACAUCCUUUUGCCUCCGCUUGAUCAUUAUGACCGAAGUGUCACUAAGAAAGUUUACAACUAAGCAUAUCGUUUGGAGUUUUUCAGUAAAAGUAAAUUAAAGCACAGAGU